AUGUCAAUGAACAUCUUUCGUCUUGCAGGAGACCUGUGUCACCUAGCAAGCCUUGUCAUUCUUAUACUCAAGCUGAAGUUGUCGAAGAACUGUUUGGGUAUAUCAUGCCGUAUGCAGGAACUGUAUUUCAUCGUAUUCGCAUUCAGGUACCUGGAUCUAUUCGUCUACUUUAUCAGCUUCUAUAAUACCGCUAUGAAGAUACUGUUUUUGGCAACCACGGGAUAUACAAUAUAUCUCAUACGACAAUGCCCACCAAUCUCCCAAACAUACAACCGUAAAAUCGACCGAUUCCCAUACGAAAAGUACCUAUUGGGACCAAUGCUGUUGUUAACAUUAUUCACAACACCAAGAUACAGGCUACUCGACGUCACAUGGACCUUCUCAAUAUGGCUCGAGAGUGUCGCCAUACUACCACAGCUUACUAUGCUCUACCACCAGCGUGAAGUAGAGAAUAUUACUUCAAACUAUGUGGUCACAAUGGGACUAUAUCGCGCUCUAUAUUUGCUCAAUUGGGUAUAUCGCUACUUCUUCGAGAAUCCACCAUUUAUAUGUGGUGUCUGCUGGGUCGCUGGGCUCAUACAAACCAUGCUAUAUGCAGACUUCUUCUACUACUUUGCCAAGUCAAAGUGGUACGGUAAGAGGCUAGUAUUGCCCUUUACAGGGGAUGUUUGA
Molecule: messenger RNA, 672 nt
Organism: Babesia sp. Xinjiang
Lineage: Eukaryota; Apicomplexa; Aconoidasida; Piroplasmida; Babesiidae
Product: ER lumen protein-retaining receptor
Exons: 1
Coding region: 1-672 (223 amino acids)
Biological process (GO): endoplasmic reticulum to Golgi vesicle-mediated transport; protein retention in ER lumen
Cellular component (GO): cis-Golgi network; endoplasmic reticulum; membrane
Molecular function (GO): ER lumen protein retrieval receptor activity
Source: RefSeq, a predicted model, not a curated record